UUUCUCGUUCUAUUUUAGCAGGAUAGCUUCAGAAUUGGUGCUGAACAUUUGGGCUUCCCAGGGCUGGAAACAGGACUUUAGAAGCACACACUGGACUUGCUUCUUUCAGCUCAGUAAAAAUCGAGUUAAUAUGCAGCAUCCGGUGGCUGACAGGAAUGACAGCAGACAGUGGGAUCUGACCGUGGUUUUGAAUUGAGGGUAUUUUCCCCCCUAUUCCCCCCCCACUCCUCAGGAUUUCAGGAGGGCAGACGCUUUCUGUCUGUCUCCCUGAUCCAGCUGAUCAUUUGAAAUGCAGUAGCAGUAGCCCCCGAAAACUGAGGUUAUGUUAGCCCCUGGAAUCCUGUCUCUAGUUCAAUCCUUUGCUCUGAUAUCGAUUGUGUUUUACCAAUAAAGCCCAUAUUUGAAAAUUUGUGCAUAGCAUUUGAUGUGGGAGCCCAGGCACUCCAGUCGUCCCCAAGCAGCAGCAAUGAUUUGUACCCGAUGACGGGGAAGUAAGUCAGUGGUUCCCCUCGGCCAUUUAAACACAGUGGACCCAAUUGGCGUUUUAGAGAGACCCCAGCUAAGAAAGAAAUCCUUAUUCUACCCCCAACCCCCCACAGUCUCAUUCUGCACUGAUAGGUAGAAGAAGGUGAAUUUGCAAGGAUUUGUAGUACUAAGGGUUUGCCAAAAAGGGAUUCUGCAUCAGGAUAGGUGGGGAUAGAUUGCAGAGCCUACAGUAUCCCUCAGAAUAGAAAAGGACUCCCUAUUCAGUUUCCCACCUGCCUGAUGCAUUCUCCUUAUAAAGUACCUAAUAGGAAAACAUCAGCCCUCCCCAGAAAUAUAAAGUAACCCAUUGGUUAAAUUUUAAUUCCUCACCUUACCCCCCCCCCAACCCCUGCGAGUUCUCCUCCCCUCCCUUCUUUUUUCUUUCUUUUUUUUUCCUUCUUCUUCCCCUCAGUGAUUUAAAAUGCUAGAAGCGAAAGCAACUGAGGUCUUAACUUUCAGCUGCUGAAUUUUGGCUAAUUGAAAUUACUGGGCAUAAUGCUAUAUAUAGGCAAUGAAGAGAUUUUUAGAUUUCACUCAGUGCCUUCAAGACAUGUCUUUUUGUAGUCAGAAAAGCCCGAGAUCAAUGCAUUUUCAAACUGACAGAGGGAACCGGCGCUUCUUUGGUAGCACAUGCUCAGGAUCGGGUCUGUGGUUUGUGCUGGGCUGAAGAGCUGAAUGCCAGUCCAUAUGCUCCUUGUUUACUGCAAUGUUUUUUGCAUGUUACUGUGCACUCCGGACUAACGUCAAGUAUCGCUAUCAAGAUGAAGAUGUUCCACAUGAUCAUACUUUACCUCGUCUAACGCAUGAAGUGAGAGGACCUGAACUUGUGCACGUAUCUGAGAAGAACCUGUCACAAAUAGAAAAUGUGCAUGGAUAUGUCCUGCAGUCUCAUAUCUCUCCUCUGAAGGCCAGCCCUGCUCCUAUUAUUGUCAACACAGAUACUUUGGAUACUAUUCCUUAUGUCAAUGGAACAGAAAUUGAAUACGAAUUUGAAGAAAUCACAUUGGAGAGGGGCAAUUCUGGGCUGGGAUUCAGUAUUGCUGGAGGUACAGAUAAUCCCCACAUUGGAGAUGAUCCUGGCAUAUUUAUUACGAAGAUUAUACCAGGAGGAGCUGCAGCAGAAGAUGGCAGACUCAGGGUCAAUGACUGUAUCUUGCGAGUGAAUGAGGUGGAUGUUUCAGAAGUCUCCCAUAGUAAGGCAGUGGAGGCACUAAAGGAAGCUGGUUCGAUAGUCCGACUGUAUGUUCGUCGAAGGCGGCCCAUUUUGGAGACAGUUGUAGAAAUCAAACUGUUCAAAGGUCCUAAAGGUCUAGGCUUCAGUAUCGCAGGAGGUGUGGGCAAUCAACACAUCCCUGGAGACAACAGUAUUUAUGUUACUAAAAUUAUAGAUGGAGGAGCAGCACAAAAAGAUGGGCGUUUGCAAGUAGGAGACAGACUACUAAUGGUAAAUAACUACAGUCUAGAAGAAGUAACACAUGAAGAAGCUGUAGCGAUAUUGAAGAACACUUCAGAUGUAGUUUAUCUAAAAGUUGGCAAACCAACCACCAUUUAUAUGACAGAUCCUUAUGGCCCACCUGAUAUUACUCACUCUUAUUCUCCACCAAUGGAAAAUCACAUUCUCUCUGGCAACAAUGGCACUUUAGAGUACAAAUCUUCCCUGCCGCCCAUCUCUCCCGGAAGGUACUCGCCAAUUCCAAAGCACAUGCUUGUUGAGGACGACUACACCAGGCCUCCUGAACCAGUUUACAGCACUGUGAACAAACUAUGCGAGAAACCUUCUUCUCCCCGGCAUUAUUCCCCAGUUGAGUGUGACAAAAGCUUCCUUCUCAGCUCUCCCUACCCUCACUACCACAUGGGCCUCCUCCCAGAUACAGAGAUCACCAGUCAUUCUCAGCACAGCACUACGACUCGUCAGCCCUCAAUGACUCUACAGCGAGCCAUCUCCCUGGAGGGUGAGCCUCGGAAAGUCGUCCUACACAAAGGUUCCACAGGGCUGGGCUUUAACAUUGUGGGUGGAGAAGAUGGAGAAGGUAUCUUCGUAUCCUUUAUUCUAGCUGGAGGACCAGCAGACCUGAGUGGGGAGCUCCAGAGAGGAGACCAGAUUCUAUCUGUGAAUGGCAUUGACCUUCGCGGUGCCUCCCACGAGCAGGCUGCAGCAGCUCUAAAGGGAGCAGGGCAGACAGUGACGAUCAUAGCACAAUACCAACCUGAAGAUUACGCUAGAUUCGAGGCAAAAAUCCAUGACCUACGCGAGCAGAUGAUGAACCACAGCAUGAGUUCUGGGUCUGGCUCCCUGAGAACCAAUCAGAAACGCUCACUCUAUGUCAGAGCCAUGUUUGACUAUGACAAGAGCAAAGACAGUGGGCUCCCAAGUCAAGGACUGAGCUUUAAAUAUGGUGACAUUCUCCACGUUAUCAAUGCUUCUGAUGAUGAGUGGUGGCAAGCCCGAAGAGUAACUCUGGAGGGAGACAGUGAAGAGAUGGGUGUCAUCCCUAGCAAAAGGAGAGUGGAAAGAAAGGAACGUGCGCGAUUGAAGACAGUGAAGUUUAAUGCGAAGCCUGGUGUAAUUGAUGCCAAAGGGGACAUCCCCGGAUUAGGUGACGACGGUUAUGGAACAAAGACUCUGAGAGGACAAGAGGACCUCAUUCUUUCUUAUGAGCCUGUCACAAGGCAGGAAAUUAAUUAUACGAGGCCAGUUAUUAUUCUGGGUCCUAUGAAGGACCGGAUCAAUGAUGACUUGAUAUCAGAAUUCCCUGACAAAUUUGGCUCCUGUGUACCUCAUACCACAAGGCCAAAGCGUGACUAUGAGGUGGAUGGCAGAGACUAUCAUUUUGUCAUUUCAAGAGAGCAAAUGGAGAAGGAUAUCCAAGAGCAUAAAUUUAUAGAAGCCGGGCAGUACAAUGAUAAUUUAUAUGGAACCAGCGUGCAAUCUGUGCGAUUCGUUGCAGAGAGGGGCAAGCACUGUAUCCUCGAUGUAUCAGGAAAUGCUAUCAAGAGGUUACAAGUUGCACAACUCUAUCCCAUUGCCAUCUUCAUUAAGCCGAAGUCACUGGAGCCAUUGAUGGAGAUGAAUAAGCGUCUCACAGAGGAACAAGCCAAGAAAACCUAUGACCGAGCUAUCAAGUUAGAGCAAGAAUUUGGAGAGUAUUUUACAGCUAUCGUUCAAGGCGAAACCUUAGAAGAUAUAUAUAACCAAUGCAAACUUGUUAUCGAAGAACAAUCCGGCCCUUUCAUCUGGAUCCCUUCCAAGGAGAAGUUAUAAAUUAGCUGCCGUACCUCUGAUGAUGACAGAAGAGUAUUUAGAAGAAAAAUAUAUAUAAUAUACUACGUGGAGGCUUUUAUGUUUUUGUUGCAUUUAUGUUCUUGCAGUCAAUGUGAAUUUUUAUGAAUGUACAACACAAAGUGUGUGAAGCCAUGAAGGAAACUGAGGGGCCAAAGGGUAGAAAUUAAAGGACUUUUGCCGUACGUGGGAAAGACGUCAUGUGCUCAAAGUGCCAGGUGUAGGUGUGGAUUUCUGAUGGGGCUUUCUGUCCAGAGGCUCGAGCCGCCUCCUCGACUCAAUGGGCACCCCAACCUGUUGUAAUGGCUGAGUUCUGUGUGUUGAUUGCUUUAAAGAAAAGUUCCCAGCUCGUGAACCUCACCAAGCUUGUCAUUGCACAUCUGUAAUUGGUACACAUGGAAUUUUGUAACUAUGCACAUCCUUUGAUUUCUUAGCAAAAAGAAACAGUGAUUUAAAAAAAAAUCAGAAAGAAAAGAAACAGUCCCCUUCAGAGACAUCAUUGCAUCAGGAAGAGGUGAUCAUAUAGCUGUUUUUGACUGGUACCUGCAAAGGAAAGCAUUCCAUGAAAUUGAAGAGUGUCUGGAUCAUUUACCUUGCUGAUGAUGGCGGAGGGGGGGUUCCAUCUGGGAAUAGCUUUAUGAUUUUUGAUUGUCUAUUUUACCAUUUAUAUACUGAAAGAAGGCACUAAAAGAUGGAAUAAUUUAUAAAAUAAAAUUAUAUUAAAUGUAUAGAAACUAAUUUAUAUAGGUGAAAAAAUGUUUUUGUGAGAUAUUUUGUAAAGACUUAACUAAUGGAAAGGCAAAGUCUAUUACACCCUUAGCAGACUGUCAGAUUUAGAGAACUUAAAAGUUGCACUAUCCUUUUGGUUGUUGAUGAUUUUUUUCAGCAACAACUUAAUUUCUUUAAAAGUCAGACCCCUCCUUCCUAAGUUUCCUCCCAUGGCAGAGAGAUGUGAUAUUAUGGAAGAAGUCCUGGAUUUGGAGUCAAGAGACCAGAAUUCAAAUCCCAGCUCUGUUCCUUAUAAUCUGUGUAACACUGGGCAAGUCACUUCCCAUCUCUGGGUCAGUUUCCUCAUCUGUAAAAGGAGGAGUUGGAUCACCUGAUUUCUAAGGUCUUUUUUUCCAGCACUAAAUCCUCUGAUGACCCAUUGGCCCAUAAAAAUAAAUUCUUAUGGAACACCAUUUCUUAAUGAGUUGGCCACCAGGCUCUCUUUGAGAUUCAGCUGAAAUCUUUUAGCUGAUGGUUCUUCAAAGGGCAGAUUAAUAUUGUAACUUACUGAAUAGUAUUAAAAAGCCCUGACAGUGAGCCUUGAACAGCUUUGUUCUGGGUUUCUUCCAAGAACACUCAAAGAUUGAGCAGAUGUUUUGGCACAAACUCCAGCUAACUUCUUUUUCACUUCACUCACUGAGGGUUGGGGACAGACAUCUGGAAAUGGCAUAUACCUCUAGGGGAUUUUGUCACAGAUCUGCAGAAUGUCUUGGAGGAUAAGUAAGAAGGGAAGUGCCUAUUUGGGAGGAGGUAUAGUCUAGUGCUUUGCAUGGUGCUUGACAUCAUAGUUAAGUACUUAAAAAUGACUAUUGACUUGAUUUGACUAUAGGCCUGACAAUUCCAUGCUUUAGCAAAGGUCAGUGCUUUGAGGAAGGAUAUGCCAAGGUUCUGAGAACUGCCCUCACUAUCUUGCAUGGGACUACCAGGACCAAGUGAAAGGAAGGAAGGAAGGAAGAAGAAGAAGAGAGAGAGAGGAGAAAGAGAGAGAGAAAGAAGAAAGAAAGAGAAAGAGAGAAGGAAGAAAAGAAAGAAGAAAAGGAAGGAAGGAAGGAAGAAAGAAAGAAAGAAAAACCUCCCAAAGCCUAUAAACUGAAAUGAGAGUAAGUUAAGCACCUCCUAGUUGCCUGGCUACAUCGGAGCUUCUUUCACCCCAUUGUUUAGGGAGAAAAGCCUUGAGUGACCUUGACUAGAACCGACUAUGGGUUCUCACUUCCAGAGGCCGAGCCCCACAGCCUUAUCUGAGUGGCAUCUCCCGACCUGGCAGGUAUGUUCCUGUCACACUGUGCAGUUAACAGGUGCAUCAGCAGGGGUGAAGAGAGAAAAGGGCAACUGACAACUAUCAGCACUGAUGGCGCUUCUUUGCAGUAGAAAGAGAUCAGACAUCAGGUCCCUUUUAGAGAAACCAAGUCGUCCACCUUUCUCCAAGUACCAUCCAUUUGUCUGGCUACGACCCACCCUGCCCCCUUUCCAAAAAAGAAAGAAAUACAAAACAAAUCCAUCUGUGCAUUCAAUUAGAGUCCUGAGUCACCAGAUAGAAGGGCUAGGCAUGCAUUUCCAGCCCUCCCAGCCCCCACUACAAUUGAAGCUUCCAGAGAAUUCUGCAAAGCUCCUCAGAUUCUACGGAGAUUUCCACGUCCAUUAAUUGCUGUUGUCUCAGGUUCAGCUCCCCCCUUUCCAGCCCGGGUCCCGGAACUUUCUCCUCCUCUUUUCUCAGCUUUCCUUCCUUCCCAAACCACUCUUGACAGGCAUCUUCGUUUCUCUCCCUUUGAGCAUGCAACCUUUUCCGGGACUCUCCUUAACUGAGUACGUGUUUUCUAAGGUCGUGUGCUGUGCUUUCCAGUUGACAGUGGUAUCGUGGCUGAGUACAAUCAAGUUCUUUCCCAGCCAAUCUUCUGUUCUCCAGUAUAUUGUAUAUUAUUUAUUUUUCUUGUCGAGAUGCUUCCAGCUUAGGGUUGGCAUUUGCACUGUUUUGUUUUGUUUUGUUUUGAUAUAGGUUUUUCACUAUUAUAUAUCUCAGCUUGGAGGAUCGCCAAGAGGAUUGGUGAGAGUCUUCUUUUCCCCAGUAGGGUUUUCUCUUCCAUUUGCUUUGCUGUCCGGAUGUUUCGUGCUUUCCAUCCUCACGCAGUCUUUAGUGCUCCUUGCCAUUCUGAGAUUUUGCAGCAGCUGUAACGAAGGCAGGAAAAGGAUUCCCAGUUACAUCUAGUGCCAGUGCACUCGGAGCCUCGGAUCAGACUGGUGCUAACCCUGCGAUCAAACAGUGAACUAACUGGCGCGCUCUCUCUCCCUCCCUCUUCGUCUCUCCCUCCUGCCAUUCAGGGGGCUCUCUGGUGGGCACAGCACUACCCCCCCAACCCCUCCCGCCAUGCGACAUGCAAACCCGGGACCCUUUCGGAAAUGUGCCAGAUCGUGUCACUGGUGCUAUUUCGCAUGCUCUGGCACAAUGUGUAGCACCACAGGGGUCUUCACUCAACCAAAAAUUAAAUCUCAUCUCCCGUUUGCAACAAAUCCCCUAACUGUUCAUUUCUGCUCACUGUGGGCAGACGGGCGGCGGUAUCUUCCUUCUCAGCCCUCCAUUAAGUUCUCUGCUGAGUCUAUACCCUCCUGUUUGCCACUGGUGCUCAGGGAGGCCAGCUAGAAAAAACCCUGAUCCCUGCCUUCACAUUCCAGCUGUCUCAGUGUAUCUAUCGCUAAUCCUCCAGGACAAAAUCCAUGCUAGGAUAUACCACUCUCCUUUCCAUAUCUGGUAUCUCUUUUUUCCUCCUUCUCUCUUCUCUCAGCAUACUCUCUUUUUCUUUCUUAUUCCCCUCCCUUUUCUUCUGACUGCCUCUUCUCCUUCCAUCUUCUUUUGCUCUCAUCUCUCCUUUUCAUAUUCUAGCUUUUUCCUUUCCCUCCACCAAUUCAAUUUCUCAUCCCUUCCCUUGCUCUUCUCUUUCCCUCUUCCCCCCUUUCCCUAUUCCAUUUCCCCCUCGAAUCUUAAUCUCCAUUUAACCCCCUACCCUGUCUACCCCCACUCUCUUUUCUUCUUCUUCCUCUCUGUUACUCCUCCUUCACCUUCUUCAUCUCUUCCAUUCUUCUGGACACUGUCCUUUAUUUCCAUCCCUCUCCCUCCAUCCCUCACCCUCAGUUGUUCCACUUCUCUCUCAGCUUCACAUGUGAUGGCAUCAGAAAAUGCACCUUGCAUGGAAUUGUUCCUGCUUCUCUAGCAGAUCAGAGCUGGAUGUGAGUUACAGAAGAGCAGUAAUUCCUAGCCAACAGCCUGGUUGGCUGGUGGAUGACAGCUAAUCCCUUCUGGGAUUCCUGUUCUUCUCCUGAGAAUUGUUUGACUUUGCACUGUCACUGCAAGAAUACCUUCUAAAAAUAAGACCAGUCUGAACCUCGGAAUCUCAUUGGCAAUCAGGAAGAAGCCACCUGUGGCUAAGUCAGGAGCAAAAAAUACUGACCAGAAAGAGUAAUCGCCAUAAGGAGCCAAACCUUUGCCCAGGCCACUUAUGGACUCAAAGUUGUUGUUUUAGUUUCAGGGAGAGGUUUCCUUUCCUUUUCCUCUCCAUUCCAAAGUUUUCCUUUUCUUCUCUCCAUAUGAAGCAUCCUCUUUGGCCCCUUAGCCAUGGACUCCAGCCGGUGCCUGACUGAGUUCCCUUAACUCUAUUGUUAAGCCAAAAUGAAUUUGCUGAUUGUCCUGUCACAUUCAGAGAACAUUUAAGCAAGGAACCAAGAUGUCCAUUCUUGUUUCUUUUUUUUUUGGGGGGGGGGGGUGGCGUUCUCUUGAAGUUGGUGAAAGAACCUCCCAACCCUUCCCCAUACCCCCAGGGAAAAUCAUUCUGAAAGUGAACUAAAUGCAAAUUCUAUUGGUAUGUUUUUAUAUAUGUAUAUCUAUGGUAUAUACCCAUUAUAUAUACUGUAUAUAAACAUAUAUUUAUUGGGCAUGUGUAGGGAUCUGUACCAAUAAUGGCACAUGGGCACAUGGGCUGUAAAUAUUUUUCUUGGCUCCAACCUGUCCUUCAGGACUAGUUACCAUACAGCAUAUCGUAGCCUGCCCCAUCACCGAAGGAGCACCUGAGAACAAGCUGGGCUGGGCUGACAUCUAGGUAUUGAUUAUCUGAGUAAUGGAGCCCAGGAGAUCAUUAGCAAAACAUCAGGAAAGAGAAGCAGAUGGCACUGUUGACUCCCAGUGGGAAUGACCGACUUUCCUUCUUUUCCCUUUUAAUUUUGUGUUUCCUGAGUUUCCAUUGGAGUGUCUGAACUUUCGAGUAUGCCAGGCUGUAUCCCAGUUGAUGCUUUGUUUCUAACACUUGUGGUGAUGUGAUUCUCUCUGACAGGAUGUUUCUCCACCUUGAGCUGUAGUUGGGGGAUACUUGGAGUCUGAACUGGGGUUUUACAGAGACAUUAUACAGCUUACACUCCUGUUAAGUGUAAAUAUUUGACACAUCCAUUCCAUUUGUGUAAAGAAUAAAGCACACACAAUUAUAAAGUUGAGAUGUAUAUUUCAUA
Monodelphis domestica (gray short-tailed opossum) is the source of this 9061-nucleotide messenger RNA. It is a transcript of the gene DLG2, whose product is annotated as discs large MAGUK scaffold protein 2. The record is from RefSeq and is a predicted model, not a curated record. NCBI's taxonomy places the organism in Eukaryota, Metazoa, Chordata, Mammalia, Didelphimorphia, Didelphidae. Gene Ontology annotation, biological process: regulation of postsynaptic membrane neurotransmitter receptor levels; establishment or maintenance of epithelial cell apical/basal polarity; receptor localization to synapse. Gene Ontology annotation, cellular component: neuromuscular junction; neuron projection; basolateral plasma membrane. Gene Ontology annotation, molecular function: protein kinase binding; ionotropic glutamate receptor binding.